AUGGUUCUUACUGAUAGAAACUUUAACACUUCAUUCUUUGAAGUAGCAGGAGGUGCCGGUAACAUUUUAUAUAUGAAAAAUGGAACCUCAGAGGCUCUACGCGACGGAGUUGUAGUAAAUUUAGAAAAUGUUAAACGUGUAUCAGAUCACGUUCCUAAACAUUUGAAGCCUCUAAAUAAUGAACAAUUAGGUUAUUAUCUAGCAGGAUUAAUAGACGGGGAUGGUCAUUUUAGUAAAGCUCAACAAUUAGUUAUAACUUUUAGUUCUCCAGAUGCAUUUCUAGCCUAUUACUUGAAAGGAAGAUUAGGUUACGGUAAUGUAAGAAAAGUAAAGGACAAAAACGCAUACCUUUUAAUUGUAUCUAAUGAAAAGGGUAUGUUAAAUAUAAUUAACUUGAUAAAUGGUAAAUUAAGAACAGAACACAGAUUUAACCAAGUAGUUAAUAAUGUAUUAAGUCAUACUAAUUUUCAAAUAAAAAUUAUUAAACGUAUUACCAGAAAUAAACCGGAAAUAAGAUUAAAUUUUCAAAUAGAUCAAAAAAGUGUUUUAUUGUUAAAUAUAAUAAAAGAAUACUUAGGUGGAAACAUUGGAUAUAGGAAGUCUCAAGAUACCUAUUAUUACGGUUCUACUAGUUUCGGUUCUGCUAAAAGGGUUAUAGAAUAUUUUGAUCGAUAUCACUUACAAUCUAGAAAGCAUAUAAGCUAUUUAAGAUGA
Molecule: messenger RNA, 714 nt
Organism: Bipolaris oryzae ATCC 44560
Lineage: Eukaryota; Fungi; Ascomycota; Dothideomycetes; Pleosporales; Pleosporaceae
Exons: 3
Coding region: 1-714 (237 amino acids)
Molecular function (GO): endonuclease activity
Source: RefSeq, a predicted model, not a curated record